Messenger RNA from Pipistrellus kuhlii (Kuhl's pipistrelle), 3202 nucleotides. It is a transcript of the gene TAS1R2, whose product is annotated as taste 1 receptor member 2. The transcript is spliced from 6 exons. Gene Ontology annotation, biological process: sensory perception of sweet taste; G protein-coupled receptor signaling pathway. Lineage: Eukaryota; Metazoa; Chordata; Mammalia; Chiroptera; Vespertilionidae. Gene Ontology annotation, cellular component: sweet taste receptor complex; membrane. The coding region runs from base 223 to 2763 and encodes 846 amino acids. Gene Ontology annotation, molecular function: sweet taste receptor activity; G protein-coupled receptor activity. The record is from RefSeq and is a predicted model, not a curated record.
UCUUUUGACCCCCCAGGCCCCGAGGUCCCUAAGAGGGGUCCUCCGCAUUCCAGCCUCCUCCCCCUCCCCCGAGCCCUCUGACCUCUCCACCUGUCCCCGGUGCUUCCCCACCCCGGACAGUGGCAGGACCGUCACUAUGUAAAUGUCUGUGCAAAUCCCGUGGAGUCAAGCGGCCAGCUCUCCGGUGAGCAGAGUGACCUCUGGGGACCCCACUUCCCGGCCAUGGGGCCUUGGGCCGGUGUGGUGUGCUCCCUGUUCUUUCUGCUCCAGGCACUGGCUGCGCCCGCUGAGAACUCGGAUUUCAGCCUGGAGGGGGAUUACCUCUUGGGUGGCCUCUUCACCCUCCAUGCCAACAUGAAGGGCAUCGUCCACCUCAACUUCCUGCAGGUGCCCAAGUGCAAGGAGUACGAAGUGAAGGCGCUGGGCUACAAGCUCAUGCAGGCCAUGCACUUCGCGGUGGAGCAGAUCAACAACCACAGCAGCCUGCUGCCCGGCGUGCGGCUGGGCUACGAGAUGGUGGACACCUGCUACGUCUCCAACAACGUCCAGCCCGUGCUCUACUUCCUGGCGCAGGAGGACUACCUCCUGCCGGUCCAGGAGGACUACAGCCGCUACGUGCCCCGCGUCGUGGCCGUCAUCGGCCCUGAGAACUCCGAGGCUACCAUGACCGUGGCCCACGUCCUCUCCCUCUUCCUCCUCCCUCAGAUCACCUACAGCGCCAUUGGCGACGACCUGCGAGACAAGCAGCGCUUCCCGGCCGUGCUGCGCACCAUGCCCGGCGCCGACCACCACGUGGAGGCCAUGGUGCAGCUGAUGCUCCGCUUCCGCUGGAACUGGGUGGUGGUGCUGGUGAGCGGCGACGACUACGGCCGCCGCAACGGCCAGCUGCUGGGCGAGCGCCUGGCGCGCCACGGCAUCUGCGUGGCGCUGCACGAGGCGCUGCCCACGCCGCAGCCCGGCCUGGCCGUGACGCCGCAGGAGCGCCGGCGCCUGGGCGCCGUGGUGGACAAGCUGCGCCACAGCUCGGCGCGCGUGGUGGUGGUGUUCUCGCCGGACCUGGCGCUGCACAACUUCUUCCUGGAGGCGCUGCGCAGUGGCCUCACCGGCAUCGUGUGGCUCGCUUCUGAGUCCUGGGCCAUCGACCUGGCCCUGCACAACCUCACCGAGCUGGGCCGCACGGGCACCUUCCUGGGCAUCACGACGCAGAGCGUGUCCAUCCCGGGCUUCAGCGAGUUCCGCGUGCGCCGGGCUCAGGCCGGGGGGAGGCCGCCGCCGCCGCGAUCCAGCGGGACCGGCCGGACCAGGCGGAGGGCCACCUGCAACCAGGAGUGCGACACCUGCCGGGACACCCUGGAGGCCUUCAGCACCGCCCUCACGCUCUCCGGCGAGCGCGUGGCCUACAGCGUGUACUCCGCCGUCUACGCCGUGGCCCACGCGCUGCACGGCCUCCUGGGCUGCAGCCCGACGCGCUGCUCCAAGGAGACCGUCUACCCCUGGCGGCUGCUCCAGGAGAUCAAGAAGGUCAACUUCACCCUCCUGGGCCACCACAUCUUCUUUGACGAGUACGGGGACCUGCCGCUGCCCCUGGAGGUCGUUCAGUGGCAGUGGAACCUGAGCCAGAACCCCUUCCAGACCGUCGCCUCCUACUACCCCGUGCAGCGGCAGCUCAGGGACGUCCGCGGAGUCUCCUGGCACACCCCCGACGGCAAGGUGCCCGUGUCCACGUGCUCCAAGGACUGCCAACCUGGGCAAAUGAAGAAGUCCGUGGGCAUCCACCCCUGCUGCUUCGAGUGUCUCGACUGCCCCCCUGGCACCUUCCUCAACAAAACUGAAGACGAGUUCGACUGCCAGCCCUGCCCAAGCAACGAGUGGUCCCACCGGCGCGACACCUCCUGCUUCCAGCGGCAGCUGACCUUCCUCCAGUGGGACAGCGCGGCCACCGUCUUCGUGGUCCUGCUGGCGGCCCUGGGCUUCCUCGGCACGCUGGCCACCCUGGCCAUCUUCUGGAGGCACCUCCAGACGCCCAUGGUCCGCUCGGCGGGCGGCCCCAUGUGCUUCCUGGUCCUGGCGGCGCUGCUGCUGGCGUACCUGAUGGUGCCCGCGUACCUGGGGCGGCCCACGGAGGCCACGUGCCUCUGCCGCCAGACCUUCUUCACCCUCUGCUUCACCGUCUGCGUCUCCUGCAUCGCGGUGCGCUCCUUCCAGAUCGUCUGCGUCUUCAAGAUGGCCCGCCGCCUCCCGCGCGCCUACGGCUACUGGGUCCGCUACCACGGGCCCUACGCCUUCGUGGCGGCCCUCACGGCGCUCAAGGUGGCCAUCGUGACCGCCUAUCAGCUAGCCACGCCCACCGGCCCCACCGCCCACGCCGACCCCGGGGACCCCAGGAUCAUGAUCCUCUCCUGCAACCCCAACUACCGCAUGGGCCUGCUGGUCAACACCAGCCUGGACCUGCUGCUCUCCGUGGCCGGCUUCAGCUUCGCCUACAUGGGCAAGGAGCUGCCCACCAGCUACAACGAGGCCAAGUUCAUCACCUUCUGCAUGACCUUCUACUUCACCUCCUCCGUCUCCCUCUGCACCUUCAUGUCCGUCUACGAGGGGGUGCUGGUCACCUUCCUGGACCUCCUGGUCACGGUGCUCAACCUCCUGGGCAUCAGCCUGGGCUACUUCGGCCCCAAGUGCUACCUGAUCCUCUUCCACCCCGAGCGCAACACGCCAGCCUACUUCAGCAGCGUCAUCCAGGGCUACACCAUGGGCAGGGACUAGCGCCGCCCACGGGGCCAGAGGGCCUGGGCGCCGGGAGGUGCAGGUCAGGGGCUUGCUUGCUCAUGCGAUCCCUCUCCGUGACCACCUCGUCCUGGUCUCUGAUUGGCGUCUCCUCCAAGUUCUCUGCCUCCUGGUUUUUACCCACCUAGUCAUGGGCGCCAAAAAAUAUACUCAAACUCCAUUCCUUUCCUUCAAGCUGUUUAGCUUGCCGGGCACUGCCACCCCCUGGGAAAAUGACCCAAGGUGACCUGAGGCUGGUCUCCUAGGACCAGUCUGAUUUGGCGGCCUACAGCGCCAUCUGGUGGUCACAGCGGGCAUUUGUAAAUUCCAGCUCAUUGCUUUUGCCAGUGCUCAUGGUGGGGAUGGGGUUGGUGUGGGAGGGUGUGGGAGGGUGUGGGAGGAUGUGAGCUCACGGAAUGUUGCCCGGGCAUCAUGCUCU